AUGCAAAAGAGAGGAUUACAACUUGAUAGUUUUUCAGAUAAUCCUAUGGAAGAGGACUCUCUCUCAGUAGAAGUGUAAUCCCUACUUAGUGGCAGCGACGCCUUACGAUUUUACAAAAUUGGGCUUGAAGUUGGUCGAGAAGGCAUCACUAAUUGCUCCACCGGAGUCAGUCUCAGCAUAAAUCCUUCAGAGAUAGAGCUUGGACAAGUUAUAGGCCACGGCUCUAGCGGAGUCGUCUUUGCUGGACGCCACGUGCCUACUAACACUUUGUUAGCACUGAAGUCUAUAAAUAUAUAUGAACGCGACAGGAGAAAACAAUUGGAAAAUGACUUAAAAGCCCUGGACGAGUUUUCAAGCCCUUACCUUGUAUCUUAUUAUGGCGCUUUCUUUGGAGAUGGCGUUGUCAAAGUAGCCAUGGAGCUGAUGGACUUAGGAAGUUCAAGAAAAAUUAUAAGUGUCCUUGCUGGAAGACAAGAGCCAGUGCUUCCUGAAGAAAUUUUAUAUGCUUUGUCAUUUCCUAUAUUGAAAGGCCUGCAAUAUUUGCAUACAGAAAAACAUAUGAUACAUAGAGACAUCAAGCCAGACAACGUGCUAAUUAACAGCAAAGGAGAAAUCAAAUUAAGCGACUUUGGGAUUUGUAGGGAGCUGGCCAAUUCAGCUGCGUUUUGCAACUCUUUUGUGGGGACAAUUACUUAUAUGUCGCCAGAAAGGAUCAUGAAGACUUCGUAUGCGUACCCAGGGGAUAUAUGAAGUGUAGGCUUGGUUUUGAUUGAAUUGAUCAGAGGGGUUUUUCCUUAUCCAAGACCUGGAACUUUUAUUGAAAUGGUGGAAAAUUUGAUGAACUCGCAGCCUCCUCAGCUGCCGAAUAAUGGUCUCUAUUCAAUUGAAUUAGUAGAUUUCAUAUCUAGGUGCAUGCAGAUUGAUCCAGAAAAUAGAGCAACAAUUAACGAGUUACUAGCACAUCCCUGGGUGAGAAAAUAUGAAGGGUCAAGCAUUGAUUUGCUAGGAUGGCUUAGAGGAGUACUAAUGUAA
Blepharisma stoltei is the source of this 1032-nucleotide messenger RNA. Lineage: Eukaryota; Ciliophora; Heterotrichea; Heterotrichida; Blepharismidae. The record is from the annotation of a GenBank genome assembly.